Messenger RNA from Paramisgurnus dabryanus, 2512 nucleotides. The record is from RefSeq and is a predicted model, not a curated record. Lineage: Eukaryota; Metazoa; Chordata; Actinopteri; Cypriniformes; Cobitidae.
CAAAGCAGAGUACACACCCGUAGCAACACAAACAUCAGCAUCAUGCCAGAGCACAGAGGAUGAUACAGAUAAGAUAUUAGCAAUAACAUUGGACGGAAACUAGUUUAAUAAAGGCGCAAUGAUGCAAGCGGACGACGCCAAAUAUUUAAAGCGGCAAUAUAAGGGUCGCAGUAUAGAUGUUCACCCGACAGAAAAAGCCCUGGUUGUCCAGUAUGAAGUGGAAGCCACGAUUCUGGGGGAACUGGGAGACCCAAUGCUGGGAGAGCGCAAGGAAUGUCAGAAAAUAAUUCGACUGAAAAGCCUGAACAGUAACACAGACAUUGCGUCUUUAGCACGGAAGGUAGUGGAGGAAUGUAGACUAAUUUCCCCUUCCAGACUUCCUGAAGUGGAACAGUUAUUGUUUUACCUGCAGAACCGCAAGAAACCUGCCGAAAAGAAAGAGAAGAAACCGAUCAAACCAAGAGAUCUGACUCCCUUUGAAGGGAUGGAGCUGGAUGAGGAGGCCAACAUUAAUAGCAUAGAUGAAUAUGUAGAGCUUCUGUAUGAGGACAUCCCUGAGAAGAUCAGAGGAGCUACACUCAUCCUCCACCUAGCCCGUAACCCUGACAACCUGGAGGAGUUGCUGCAGAACGAGGCCGCUCUCGGUGCCCUGGCCCGUGUCCUGAGGGAAGACUGGAAGCAGAGCGUCGAUUUGGCAAUGACCAUCGUCUACGUCUUCUUCUGCUUCUCAAGUUUCUCCCAGUUUCACGGCCUCAUCACCCACUACAAGAUCGGAGCAUUGUGCAUGAACAUAAUCGAACAUGAGCUGAAGAGAUAUGACCUGUGGCAGGAGGAACUGCAGAAGAAGAAAAAGGCUGGGGACGAUGACCCGGACAAUCAGAACCUGAAGAAGGACUAUGAGAAAGCUCUGAAGAAGUACCACGGACUGCUGGCCAAACAGGAACAGCUUUUGAGAGUGGCUCUGUACCUGCUGCUGAAUCUGUCCGAGGACACCCGCACAGAGCUGAAGAUGAGGAACAAGAACAUCGUCCACCUGCUGGUGAAAACUUUGGACCGGGACAGUGAAGAACUGCUGGUGCUGGUGGUGUCCUUUCUCAAGAAACUCAGCAUCUUUUUAGAAAAUAAGAAUGACAUGGAUGAGACAGACACAGUAGAAAAGCUGGCGAAACUGGUGCCCUGUGAACACGAAGAUCUCCUGAACGUUACUCUGCGUCUUCUCCUUAAUCUCUCUUUUGACACCAACCUCCGCAGCAAGAUGGUGCAGGUGGGGCUUCUGCCCAAACUCACCUCAUUGCUAGGAGACGAAGCGCAGAGACAGAUCGCCAUGUGCAUUCUGUACCACAUCAGCAUGGACGACCGUUUCAAGUCCAUGUUUGCCUACACUGACUGCAUUCCACAGGUAAUGAAGAUGUUGUUUGAUUGUGACGAGGAGAGGAUUGACGCCGAACUCAUUUCAUUCUGCAUCAAUCUGGCUGCCAACAAGAGGAAUGCUCAGAUCAUGUGUGAAGGUAACAGUCUGAAAAUACUAAUGAAGAGAGCACUGAAGCUAAAGGACCCUCUGAUAAUGAAGAUGGUCCGAAAUAUAUCUCAGCAUGAUGGGGCGACUAAGAAUCUCUUCAUUGACUAUGUUGGAGACCUCGCAGCUCAGAUCGGACUGAAGGAAGAGGAAGAGUUUGUUAUUGAGUGCUUGGGCACGCUUUCCAAUCUUACAAUUUCUGAUCUGGACUGGGAGCUGGUGCUCAAGGAAUAUAACCUGGUGCCUUAUCUCAAAGACCACCUUAAACCAGGCAGUGCAGAGGACGACCUUAUCUUAGAGGUGGUCAUUAUGAUCGGUACCGUCUCCAUGGAUGACUCCUGUGCCAUAAUGUUGGCCAAGUCAGGCAUCAUUCCUGCUUUAAUAGAACUACUGAAUGCCCAGCAGGAGGACGAUGAGUUUGUCUGCCAAAUCGUCUACGUUUUUUACCAGAUGGUGUUUCACCAGGCCACCCGAGAUGUGAUUAUAAAAGAAACGCAAGCUCCAGCGUACCUCAUCGACCUGAUGCACGACAAGAAUGCUGAAAUUCGCAAAGUGUGUGAUAAUACCUUGGACAUUAUCGCUGAAUAUGAUGUGGAGUGGGGCAAAAAGAUUCAGAGCGAGAAGUUUCGCUGGCAUAAUUCUCAGUGGCUGGAGAUGGUGGAGAACCGACAGAUGGAUGAGGCCGAACCAUUUAUGUAUGGAGAUGAUGGAGAAUCUUUCCUUCAAAAUGGAGACAUCCUGGAACGACCAGACCUGUUCUACAGUGCAGAUGGAAUUAUCCCAGCAGAUGGUGCCAUUAGUCCAGAGUUUUUCACAGACUUCCAGAACGGAGACCUGUUAGGACCACAGGGGUUUCACAGCAGUUUGACCGAUGCGUAUGGACAGACAGGCGUGACUUCAGCACGUCCGGCCACAGCUUAUGGGUUCAGGCCGGAUGAACAGUUUUAUUAUGGUUAUACAACAUCACGGUAAACCCUGCAUUUUAUAGCUCAUUAC